AUGAGGCUUCAUCCGUGUUUCGUCCGGAAGCGGGUGCGGUUCGACCGGGCGGCCGAGUUCCUGGCAGCCUGCGCCAGCGGGGACACGGAGGAGGCCGGGGUGAUGCUGGAGGAGGCCGAGGACGCCAGCAGGGGGGGGGGCGACCCCGGGCCGGACAUCGCCUGCAUAGACGGCAGCAUGGAGAUCGUGACCUUCCUCCUGGACCACGGCGCCGACGUGAACCAGGUGGACAGCGAGGGCUGGACGCCGCUGCAUGUGGCCUCCUCCUGCGGAUACCCCGACAUCGCCAAAUUCCUCCUGCAGCAGGGAGCGUCUCUCUCUGCCGUGAACUGUGACGGAGACGUUCCUCUGGACAUCGCCCCGGACGAGUCCACCGAGUCCGUCCUGCAGGAUUACACGCUGAAGCAGGGUGUGGAUCUGGAGGCCGCUAAGCGUCGGGAGGAGGAGCAGAUCAUGACGGACGCCCGGACAUGGCUGACCGACGGUCUCCCGGCCGACGUCCGGCACCCGAAGACCGGUGCCAGCCCGCUGCACGGCGAGGCCUGCCGCAUCCUGGCCGAGCAGCUGUGCAACAUGGAGGCGCGCAGCAACGGGGGCCAGACGCCGUUCGAUGUGGCCGACGAGAGCGUGGAGGAGCUUCUGGAGGAACUACUCCGGGCUGGACACGUUGGAGCCCUCUGGGUGGAGAAGAGGAGAAGCAGGUUUAGUGGGCAGUUGGCAGCGAGAGCUCUGCGCGUGGCCGUUAGCCCGGCCGACUGA
Molecule: messenger RNA, 759 nt
Organism: Menidia menidia (Atlantic silverside)
Lineage: Eukaryota; Metazoa; Chordata; Actinopteri; Atheriniformes; Atherinopsidae
Source: the annotation of a GenBank genome assembly